GUAUAUAAGGUUCCUACGUUUUGUUUGUGGUAUACAAUAUCACUCACUGUUAAUUUCAUAGAGGUAAAAGUACCUAAUAAAAUGAAGCAGAUUUUGGUCUUUUUGUUAAUUUUGGAUUUAAGUUUAUCUCAAAGAUGUCCAGGCUGUAAAGAUUACUACUGUUUAGAAGACAUUUGGAAAGAUUGUCCUCAAACACUGGUCAAUUCAAAUAUCACAAAUAUAAGCAAUGCAAGCAUUAAUUGUAUUACUGUGCAGUACAUAGAAGCUGAACAAGAUUAUCGCCAAUUGAAAGACUGUGUUAUUGGAAGGGAAGAAGAAAAUUGUGAAUUAUUUUACCAAAAGUAUGGAAUACAAAAUGUAAAUUGUACAGUCAUUCCACCAUUUUUUAAUAUUCAAUCUUCUCUAAAUCAAUCAGAAAAAAAUGACCUCACAAACAGCACUGCAAAUCCACUAUUACCUCAAGGUUUAAAUUUAAAUCUAAGUGGUAGUAGUCCAUAUUUGAAUUUAAAUUUAAGUUUAUUUCUAAAUAAUAACUCAAAUAAUAGUUUGGUUUUAGAUCCCAAUUCUAGCAUUAGUUCUAGUGAAAGUCUCAGUUAUAGUUACGAUGAAAUCCCUAAUCUUAGUUAUUUAAACCUUAGUUUUUCGUCAAGGUGGAAUAGUAAUUUAAGUUUUAAUUCAACAGAAGAUUUUAGUAACUCGAGUUCAGACUUAAAUUAUGGUUACUAUAGUUUAAGUUUUAAUUCAACAGAAGUUUCAAGUGACGCGAGUGAAGAUUCAAGUAACUUGAGUUUAGAUUUAAGUUACAGUUAUGAUUUAAUUCUAGAAUCAAACUCAAGUUUUUAUUUAAACGAAAGUGAUUUUUUGCUUUCUAAUUCUUAUCCUAUUAUUGCCGCUGCAAAUCCAGUUCCAAUUUACAAUUUUUCUUUAAAUCAAAAUCUAAAUUUUACUUCAACAGAAGAAGAUACCAGUUCUGAUUUAAGUUAUAGUUAUGACUUGAAUUCAAAUUCAAACUUUAAUUUAACUUUCAAUGAAAAUGAGUUUUUGCCUUUAAAUUCCGACCCUGUUAUCAUCAGUUCAAACCCAGUUUUAAGUGAUAGUGGAAACUUAACAUCGACAGAAGAUAAUUUAAGUUUUAAUUACGACUUUGAAUUGAAUUUAAAUUCAAGCUUAAAUUUAGUUUCGAAUGAAAAUUAUUCUUUGUCAUCUAAUUAUGAUCAAAUUGUCAUCAAUCCAAAUAUUACUUCAUACCAAAAUUCAAGUUUUGGUUCGACACAUUUAAAUCUAGAUCUAGAACUAAAUCCAAAUCUAGAUUUGGAUGUUAGUAAUAAUAUUCUAUAUCCAAAUCAAGCUGAUGUUAAAAAUGUCACUAACCAUAGUUCUAGCACAACAAAUUUUACUGAUCCUUCAUUUAGCUCAAGUUUAGAGUCAUUUUUAGACCCUAAUUUAAAUCAAUCAUUGACUCCUAAUUCAGAAAUAGAUGUAGAUUUAAACUCAGGUUUGCAAAAUUUGGAACAAGCAAAUAGUACAGAUAGUUUGAUUCAAACAACUAUUUCAAAUUUAAGUAUUAAUAACAGUUUAAGUUCAAACCUUGAAAUUUCUACAUUUUCCUCGAAUACUAACCCAACGAUUAUUAGUUUUUCGUCCAACACGAUCCCCAGCUCAGUUUCUGAUGCAACAUUUUUCUCAGAAAGUCCUGGUUCUGUUUCAAGCACAACUUCUAAUUUAACAGAUCUUGACACAGAUGGUAAUCUUACUUUGUCUUCAGACCCAAUUUUUAGUUUUAGUCCAUAUCAAGACUUACUUUUCAAUUUUAGUUUUCGUCCAACUUCUAGCGUUUUUACUUUUGACAGUAUUGAACCGGGUGUUACAUCACCCUCUAAUUCAAAUGAAAAUAAUAGUUUUGGGUUAAAUCCAAACUUUACGAUUUCUAGUUUUUCUUCCAAUACCGACCCGACAAUUAAUCUCCCAUUUUUCACUUCAACAACUGAUUACUCCGAAACAAGUUCUAGUUCUGUUUUAAGUUUUGAUUUUGAGUCAGAUAAUUUAAACUCUUCAAGUCCAACUUUGGCUUUGGAUCCAAAUAAUUACAGUUAUAAUUUUAAUCAGGAUUCUACAGUUAGUCCGAGUUUUACUUUUGAUAAAAAUUAUUCUUUAAAUUUCAAUUCAACUUCUAAUAUUUUAGGUAUAGCUGAUACUUCCAGUUCCAACAACUUUGAAUCAAGUACUACACCUUUAAAUUCUAAUAUUAAUUUUAACUUUAGUUCGAAUAACAAUUUAGAUUUAAUUUCUAGCUCUUCUAAUCUAACUGGAAGUUCCGAUAUUAAUUUUAGUAGAACAUCAAAUUUUGACAAUUUUACUCAAAGUUCAAAUCCAACAUCAGAUUCCAAUGUAAGCUUUGUUUCCAGCAUAUCUCCAACACAAACUAUUGAACCAGUUUUAAGACCUAGUUUUGGUACAAGACCAAGUUUCUUGAAUCAAAAUUCAGGUUUGACUUCAACUCCAACUACACGGUCUAAUUCAAGCUUUAGAAUUGACCCUAACAUCAAUUUUAACAUUCCUUCACGUUCUAAUUCAAGCAGAAGUAACUUUACUUCGAACACAACUCCAAGUCUUUAUUCUAUUUUGAGAAACAUUUUCAGUUUUAAUUUUAGUACGACCCCAAGCACAAACUUUAAUAAAAAAUUGAAUGAAACUUUUGGCCCUCGUCCUACGAGUCCUAGCUAUACAUCACGUGUUAAAACAGGUUUUACUUUUAACUGGAUUCCUGAUAGACACUUUAUUCCCACUCCAAGUAUUAACAACGCUUUAAAAACUACAUUUAAACCUAAAAAAUCAACUUCCCAUAUUAACCCAGAGCUGAAACCAAGUCCAGAUUCUGCAAGCGGUAACACUGUUAACUUAAUCAUAGAAAUUCUAAUUUUGUUCCUAUCUAUUUUUGAAUUGUAUUAAUUUAUUUAUAUGCCAUUAUACUAAUAAUAGAUUAUUAUUAAUAUAAAUAAAAUACUUUCUUUGUUUUAAAAUUUGUUACGAAAUAAGUAUUUUUUUUACUCUAUAUUUGUAAAUAUACUUUUGUAUCUGUACUCAUAUUGUAAUAAU
Messenger RNA from Tribolium madens (black flour beetle), 3096 nucleotides. RefSeq lists its product as uncharacterized. NCBI's taxonomy places the organism in Eukaryota, Metazoa, Arthropoda, Insecta, Coleoptera, Tenebrionidae. The transcript is spliced from 3 exons. Bases 82 to 2949 code for a protein of 955 amino acids. The record is from RefSeq and is a predicted model, not a curated record.